Molecule: messenger RNA, 627 nt
Organism: Mycetomoellerius zeteki
Lineage: Eukaryota; Metazoa; Arthropoda; Insecta; Hymenoptera; Formicidae
Product: epididymal secretory protein E1
Exons: 3
Coding region: 79-534 (151 amino acids)
Biological process (GO): sterol transport
Molecular function (GO): sterol binding
Source: RefSeq, a predicted model, not a curated record
UAUCGUGCUAAUAAAUAAGCGAUUAUUUCACCGAUUGAGAAUCACAUCGAUUGUCACUGCUCCGGUGAAGACGCCAACAUGAAAGCUUUCGCAUCCGCCUGUAUCAUCCUUGCGAUCUGCGUCGCAGCGUCCCUACAAGACACUCCGUACAAUCGUUGCGAGAAUGGACCUCCACCCACGUUAUUGGUAGUAGAUGAAUGCAAUAGUUCUCCUUGCGGUUUUUACAGAGGAACCAAUUUGACGGCGCAUUGGAACUUUAAAGCCAUCGCUAAUACAGAAAAACUGACAACUCGCGUGAGAGUCACAAUCAUGGGGAUCACGAUAAUUUAUCCAUAUCCUUACUCGAAUGCAUGCGAGUCUCUGACAAAUAGCAAAUGCCCUUUGAACAAAGGCGACGAUGUAACGUACAAUCUCGUCAUGCCGAUAUCUAAGAAUUAUCCAUCUGUGGAGCUGACCAUCGAGUUCUCCCUGUUUGACCAAAACGGGACCCCGCAAGUAUGCUUCUUGUUGGAUGGCCAGGUGAAAGAUAAAUAAAAUAGGCUCCCGUAUAUUACGAUCUCAAUAGUUUAAAUUUAAUCAGUUUAACCUUUCUAUCAGUGCAUUACCCGAAUAUUCUUUAUUCUUUAA